This is a messenger RNA of Rangifer tarandus platyrhynchus (Svalbard reindeer), 441 nucleotides long. The record is from the annotation of a GenBank genome assembly. NCBI's taxonomy places the organism in Eukaryota, Metazoa, Chordata, Mammalia, Artiodactyla, Cervidae.
AUGGAAGUUCUGGUGCCCCUACCUCUGGAGGAAGGGCUGGGAGGCGGCCCCUGGGGCCGUUCUCCUCCGGACAGGACUCCCGAGGGUCAAGGGGAGAGGAAAUGGUCUGACCGCAGCUCCACAAGUAGCUCGCACCUCUGGCUGCCUCUGCUGAGCCUGGCCUCCUGCCCCUCACACACGGGGCUUUGUGCUGACUCUCACACGGCUGUCAGCACAGUGACGGCAUUCUGCUGUGCUGUGCAUGCUUCAGGCUUGGCAGCCACUGAAAACUCAGUUCUGAAACUGGAUAGAAAGGGUAGAGCAGUGUCUGAUGCAAACCCUGGGCAGGAGGAGCUCCCAGUGCUAGAGGAGCACAGGCUUGCUGCAGAAUCCACUCCUAUCUUGGCUGAUUAUGGCUUCAGCAGACCAGUUUCACUGACCAUGUACAUCCCAUUCUGGUAG